Messenger RNA from Diospyros lotus (date-plum), 1238 nucleotides. RefSeq names its product protein DEHYDRATION-INDUCED 19 homolog 6-like. The transcript has 5 exons. The record is from RefSeq and is a predicted model, not a curated record. The coding region runs from base 226 to 891 and encodes 221 amino acids. NCBI's taxonomy places the organism in Eukaryota, Viridiplantae, Streptophyta, Magnoliopsida, Ericales, Ebenaceae.
AUUCCAUAUUAUCAUCAUCAGCUUCAUCUUCAGCUUCUGUUGAUCAGAGAAGGCCUCUCUCUCUCCUCUCUCUCUCUCUCUGGAUUUUCCUUCUCAAUCCAGCCUCAGCCCUUCAUUUGUUCGUUGGGUGCCCUCUGGUUCAUUUUCCCGUUUCUGUUUCCCACCUUUUCUUUUCGCGGAGAAUAGGAAACUGACACAUACUUGGCUAGAAAGUUGACACCCAGAAUGAGCUUAAAAAUGGACGUGGAUUUCUGGGCUGCAAGGGUUCAGUCUGCCAAGCACCUCUCUGCUCUCCAAGCUGCCCGUCUCAACCACCGUUCAGAUCAUCAUUUAAACAUGGACGACUUAGAAGGAGAUGACGAUGCAGGAGCUUACUUUCCAUGCCCCUUUUGUUAUAUAGAGAUUGAACUCCGUGUUCUGUGCAGCCAUUUGCAGGAAGAACACUGUUUUGACUUGAAAAAUGCGGUUUGUCCUUUAUGUGCUGCAAAUCUAGGGAAAGAUGCAAUUGGACAUUUCACGGCACAACAUUCUCCUUCAAUCAAGAGGAGGAGAAAGUCCCACAAGUCGGGGUUUUGGAGUAAUAGUCCUGCUAUGAUUGGCAAGGACUUUCGAGAACUAAGCUCAUUUUUUGGUUCAAGUUCGACCAGCAGGAGGGGGAAUGUGCCUGACUCUGCACCUGAUCCAUUACUAUCUCCAUUUCUCUGCAAUGUCCCUCUUUCAGAUCCUAAAAGUAACCAAGAAGAUGAAUGUUCAGGUGAUGCUGCCUCAACCAAUUAUGAUGCUAAAAGCACCAUACCGGUAGGCUCAAGCGUGCUUCAAGAACAGGAUUGCGAGGAGAGAAAGCAGAAAGCUGCAUUCUGUCAAGAAUUAAUCCUAUCAACCAUUUUCUAGGAGCUGGAGUAUCGCUUUCUGGGUUAGAGGUCGGCUCGCUAAUUCUGCCAUCAUAUCAAUGAUGUUGCACCAACAAAGACCAGGUUCUUCUCCUCCUGCAUUAGCAGGACAUCAAUUGCCGCAGAUUUGGCUCUAAAACAAUCUCUAGAAAUUACCCAGCUGGUGUUAGCUGUUUAUGGAUAUAUUAUAGGCUAUAUGUAUCUAUUCUCUGCCAAUUUUACAUCACUAUCCUUAUUUAUGUUUGUACCUCAGUAUAAUUAUGGACACGAUGCCUGCAGUUAAGCAACUGUGGAAACCUUUCUAGUUACAUUUGCAGAGUUUAAAGUUUGCAUAUUUACCUGAUACAA